CGAACGAGGCCGCAGUUCAUUGUUGGUUGCUCGUCAAGGCGGUCGUCUACGCCACAUUCCGCCGUUCUUGCCCCCUAUUCUUACAACGUCGUCAUUCUUCGUGUGCCGUACAACCUGCAGACAGUUAUUCAUCUGAUUUAGAGAAAGGACAAAGCCGGGCCGCCGAACUGAACCACAAUGGGACAAUGGGAAAAAUUGCGGCGACGUAUGGGAGCAAUAGCUUCAGCGGCACGAACACCAUCGCCGCUGGUGAACACAAAAUCUGGUCCCGUACGUGGACGAGAAUAUAUCCUUAUCGAUGGACGGAUUGUCGAUAUGUACUUGGGUAUACCGUAUGCUGAACCUCCAGUAGGAAAGCUGAGAUUUCAGAAACCGCAACCAGUAAAGCCUUGGACAGAAGAAAAGGAAUGUGUAAAAUUCGGGCCACGGUGUCCACAACAAGACGAGUAUUUUUCUCAGUUCAUAAAUAUAGUGGGAAAAGACGAAGCAAGAUGUCUUACACUCAAUGUUUUCACACCACGAUGGCGAGAAGAUGCUCCAAGCAAAUUUGCUGUAAUGGUAUGGGUUCAUGGUGGAGGCUUUUCCGUUCACUCCAGCAGCAAUUACGGUGACACAUCUAUUGCCAGAAAUCUCUGUGUAAAAGACCUAGUUGUUGUAUCUGUAAAUUAUCGCCUUGGCCCAUUUGGAUUUUUCACCACAGGCGAUGACGUCUGCAGAGGUAAUCUCGGUCUCUGGGACCAAACGCUUGCGCUACAGUGGGUCCACGACAAUAUCGAAGCAUUUGGCGGAGAUCCAAAUAAUGUCACUGUAUUCGGCCAAAGUGCCGGUGGAGCCAGUGCGGAUUUAUUGGCCAUAAGUCCACAUUCACGCGAUUUAUUUCAACGAGUGAUUCCUAUGGCCGGUUGUGGCGAAUGCGAUUUUGCUAUGCGGACGAAGGAGUCACAGGCUACAUUGAGUCGAGAAUUUGCACGUUAUCUGGGAUGGACGGGGAAAGACGACGAUUCCGAAGGAUUACUGCACUUCAUGCAAGCUCAACCUUCAUCGCAUUUAGAAGUUGGAAUGCAACCAAGAAAGAACUUUCGACAUUCACAGUCGGGUAAUCUGUACUUUGUUCCCAAUUAUGACGGUGACUUCUUCCCGAAGCCGAUGGAGGAGCUGCGACGUGAAUCGCCUAAGAAGUCCAUAAUGUGUGGAACCACUCAGAAUGAAGGAUUAUUUUUUGUGGCGCUUGGAGGAUUUCCGAAAAGCUUAGAAGGUUUUCGAAAGUUCUGUGAUCGUGUAGUUUGCGAAUGUGACUAUGGCAGUGAUUACGAAACCAUUCGCAAGGAAAUUUGUGAUUUUUAUAUGAAGGAUGUGGAUCCAAAGAACAAACUCAAGGUGGCGGAGCGUAUGGUUGAGUUCUUCGGUGACUACGCUAUCAAUGCGGGAAUGAUGCGGUAUACGCGGCUAAUGUCACAAUUUGGCAAUGACGUCUAUUUUUAUUGUUUUGAGCACUUCAACCCAGAUGGUUUCGGAUUCUUGCGCUUUAUGCUUCCUUUUAAAGGUGCAACACAUUGUUACGAAUUACGUUACGUACUUGGGAAAGGUGUUUUUGCUAAAUUUCACCCGAAUGAAGAUGAUUUGAAAAUGCUCGAGAUUAUGACAACGUUCUUCUCCAAUUUUGCUAAAUAUGGUGAUCCUAAUGGUGAUCCGAACUCGUCCUCAUCAGAAAAUGGGAAAACAUGGGAGCGAUAUGAUAGUAAACAGCCGUUCCGUCAUCUUCGAAUAAACCUUCCGCAACCUGUUAUGGCUGAUGACUAUCAGCGGAAGAGGACCGAGUUCUGGGACAAGAUCAUUGCAAGAAAUCACGUCAAAGCGAUGUUGUAGAGCAAAUUCCAGCAAAACGUGUAUCAUUAUCUCUAGCAUUUAGGUAAUCUUAUGUGAUAUCAUCUCAGUAAUUGUUUUUCUAUCAUAUCCAGUGGUUUUUACAAUUAGCAAAAGGUUCCACAGCCUUUCAAUACACUUUUAAAGCCUUUUACCUUAAUGCCCGUUCUUUUCUGGCUGGUCCAUGGGUAUUUUCAUUCCCUUUUUUCUUUCGAAAAUUCAAGUAGCUGUAAAACGUAACGGUUUCUCACACCAUCACAUGUCUUAUGUAAUUCUGUACAGGCUUUUUGUUCUCAGAAAUCGAAAAUUGGUUUAUCUUAACGAUCUUUUAUAGUCAUUUGUUCCAACGUGCCGUGUUUUGUACA
This is a messenger RNA of Cylicocyclus nassatus, 2228 nucleotides long. The record is from the annotation of a GenBank genome assembly. Lineage: Eukaryota; Metazoa; Nematoda; Chromadorea; Rhabditida; Strongylidae.